Messenger RNA from Alligator mississippiensis (American alligator), 3511 nucleotides. RefSeq names its product delta like non-canonical Notch ligand 2 (gene DLK2). The record is from RefSeq and is a predicted model, not a curated record. Gene Ontology annotation, molecular function: calcium ion binding; Notch binding. The transcript has 6 exons. Lineage: Eukaryota; Metazoa; Chordata; Crocodylia; Alligatoridae. Gene Ontology annotation, cellular component: protein-containing complex; plasma membrane. Gene Ontology annotation, biological process: establishment or maintenance of epithelial cell apical/basal polarity; Notch signaling pathway; heterophilic cell-cell adhesion. Bases 300 to 1592 code for a protein of 430 amino acids.
UGCAAGAGAGUGACCUGGAGUGAGAGCCAAGCUAGGAGAUGUUAAUUUGAGUUGGCAGGUCUGCAGUAUUUGUGGACUCUCUCCAGCUGGUUUCUGCUGUUCCCCUGUCUCCUUUGAAGGAUUAGAGUGGGCAGGAGGGGGUGCAUUUCACUGGGCUUCUGCACGGGAAAGCUGGGGGUUUUUUUGUUUGUUUGGGGUUUAGGGGUUUUUUUUUUCCUUUUUGCCUUGGGGAAGGUUCCUCAGUGAAGGGGAAGUGGCAGCACCUGUUCCCUCAGCUCAGCAUCUGCCUCGUGCUACUGAUGUCCAGCUGCCUCCAAGGAGCAGGUUCCAGACGACGGAAGAAAGGAAAGCAGCUCCAGUCAGUUUUGACAGGUGUUUCUCUCGGUGGGGCCACACUGACCAUGCUCAGGAGCUGCUGUCUUCAGCUCAUGUCCUUGGUUUGGAUUCUCUUGGCCCAUCACCAGCUUGCCCAAGGUGAUGACUGCAGUGAGCACUGUAACCUGGCGCACGGGUGCUGUGACCAGGAUGGCAAGUGCAGGUGUGACCCAGGCUGGGAGGGUGAGUACUGCGAGAAGUGUGUGCGGAUGCCAGGCUGCCUCCAUGGGACGUGCCACCAGCCUUGGCAGUGCAUCUGUCACAAUGGCUGGGCAGGAAAAUUCUGUGACAAAGAUACACACAUCUGUGAGCACCAGCCUCCAUGCCAGAAUGGAGCCCAGUGCAUCUACGAUCGAGAUGGGGAGUACUCCUGCCUGUGCCCCGAGGGCUUCCAUGGAAAGGACUGUGAGAUGAAGAUAGGGCCAUGUGAGAAGGCAGGGUUUCCAUGCAGGAAUGGUGGGCAGUGCCAGGAUGAAAAUGGCUUUGCUAGUAAUUUCACCUGCAAGUGCCUGGCUGGCUUUGUUGGUGCCCGCUGCGAGAAUAACAUAGAUGACUGCCUGAUGCGCCCCUGUGCCAACGGUGCCACCUGCCACGAUGGUAUCAACCGCUUCUCUUGCCAGUGCCCAGCAGGCUUUGAAGGGCGUUUCUGCACUGUUAACAUUGAUGACUGUGCCAGCCAGCCAUGCAAGAACAGAGCAAAGUGCUAUGACCGCUUCAAUGAUUUUGACUGCUUGUGUCCAGAUGGUUUCACUGGUAAAACUUGUGAGGUCGCCACUGCAGAACCAACCUGGAUCACCUUCUACCAUCCAGCUGACAGGGAGGACAACGAUCCUGGGAGAAGCACAACCAGUGAGUACCCCUGGGUUACUCAGCCUGAGCCUGUCAGAACUGUGGUUACUGGGAGGCGGAGCACCAACCACAGCGAAAAAGCCAGUGAAAGUGGGUUGUUGAAAAUCUCUGUCAAAGAGGUGGUGACCCAACGGGACUCAGGGCUGAGUGAGGCCCAGCUGGUGACAGUGCUGGUGUUUGGGGUGCUCACUGCUGUGCUGGUCCUGGUCACUGUAUUGUUAAUUCUGAGGAACUGGCAGAGAGGGCGCCGGAGAUCCAACUGGUGCCAAAGCCCCUCACAGUCUGCAAGGAAGCUACAGGAGCAAGAGUGUCAAGUGGGCAUGUUAAAUGCAGUCCUGAUAGAGCCCAGGAAGACUACAGAGCUGUGAGGACUCUGGCAUUCUCAGAGUUGGGCCCUGGCAGGUCACCAUGCCAACAAACCCUUCGAAUCAUGCCCUGGGAGCCAUUCUGGUUGAAUAUUUCCAAAGCACUAAAGGUCUCUGGUGCAAACUGAUCUGUGAUUCAGUAGGGAAGCAUUCCUAUGGACAGCAAAUCCUUAUCUGAAACCACAGCUCUUCAACCUGGUAUGACAUCCUGGCUGCAUCUAAUCUUAUUUUCAUCAUCUAGGCACCUUGAGCAUCCACGGGAGUCAAAAGGGUUGCACCAGAAAAGCCCACCAUGGGAAGCAGCAGCAUGCUGAUUUUGGCAGCUAGCACCAAGGGACACUGGUACCAUCUUCUAUGCACUGAACCAAGCUCCUGGGACUCAGGUUGGCAGUGCCAGAGCAGGGGCAGGGCACAGCUUUCUGCACUGGGUGGUCCCUUGCCAUAGCCCUUGCUGGGGCCUCUGGACCUGGACCACAGCCCCUGCUAGGGCCUCUGGACCUGUUGCUUCUCCUUGUGCUCUGCUCUGGAGUCCCCUGGGGCUCCCAGCUCUUUCUGCAGGUCAUAGUUUGUCCAUGUCAGCUUCCACCUCUCCUGGAAGCAAACCAGCCAUCUGCCUCUGUGGCCUUGUGGGGAGCCAGUUUGGAGGAACUCGGGAGACCAUUCAAUACUCCAUCGUGCCCUUUCUUGGCUCAAUACAAUGUCCCUCCCUCUUGCUGUUGGCCUAGGGGUUGCGAGCAUGUUUUGUACCUCCCUCCCUCCGUGAUCCAUGUGACUUUCCCCCCCUUUAUCAACCCGUCUCAUCUAGUUUGGAUGGCAAUUCAUGAAGCUCCCUCCCUGCCUCAGCAUGCACUUCCAUCUCACUGCCCACUGAUGGGAAGGGACAGAGCUAGACUUGCUGCAAACGCAAAGCCAGCUCCCUCCAGGCUUGAUGAGGACCAGGUUUGCCCUCCCCACAGGUGCCUUCAGGUGGAACUGGAUGUGGAGAAGGCUGGAAGGGAGCUGGGGCUGGUUUGGUGGUGAGCCUGGUUCCAGUUCAUCACUUCCCCCUCUCAAAGCAUGCUACCAGGAGUAACCUACAACCAGGCAUGGGAACACUUGAAGACUAGGCCUUCCGCACAGGAUGCAAAGGAGGUUAGAGAUUAAAUCCAGAGCCUGGGAUAGCCCUGGGGAACAAAGAGGUGGCAUUGCCUUCAAAGUUGCCGUGACUGCACCUUUCAGUUUGAAGCCCGUCAAAGGCAUCUAAGAGAGUGGGAUACAGGUUGUAGCUGUAUUGGUCUAUAGGCAAAAGGAAUCAGCGCUCAUGGCAGAGGUGAUGUCUUUUAUUAGACCAAUUAGAUAUUUGCAAAACAAUUCUUUAUUUGCAAGCUUUUGGGCGCACACACCCUUCCUCAGGCUUAGGAAAAUGCAAAGAUUGUAAAAUUUCCUCUAGGUAGAAAUGAAAAUUCAUAUGAAUAAAUAAAGAAUAAAGAUUUUUUUCUGCAAAUAUCUAGAUGUCUAAUAAAAGAUAUCACCUCUAUCACAGGUUCUGAUUCUAAGAGAGUGGGGCAUGUACCUAAGGCAUUUCUUGCCUAGUUUGAUCCACUGAGCCUGGACUGCUCCAGUUAGAGAAACCCUCCACAGGGGCACAAGGCUCUUUGUGCCUCCAAGGUGUGUGCUGGGGGGAGAGGGAGGAAGCGUUAGAGCAAAGCCUCACACAGGAUGGAGGGAGUCUCCCAUGCUGUAUUCAGAGGGAUGCAGAGACCACGUCACUUCCAGGGCUGAGAAACCAGAUAGCAGGCAAGAGUGAGGUUUCCACAUGGAGGAAGAAGCAGAGCAGGCAAACAGACUGUGGGGAGAGGGGACAGGGGCUUUACCAGAAAGAUUAUUUUUUUAAUACAAGGAUGGAUGAUGUAACUUUAUCAAAUAAAACAAAUGAAACACCA